AUGGAUAUCGAAGCACUCAUCUCACAAACCGAAGCUCUAUCGUGGCAAGACCUUCAGCUUAAAACAACUCCGGAAGCAGCCAAGUCUUCAUCCGAAAAGAUUCUGGUGGGAAGGUUAGUUGCCGAUAGACCCUUGAAUAAAUUUGCCAUACAUUCAUGCAUAAAAGCCUCAUGGAAAUUUGUACAAAACUUUCUGAUUGAAGACAUGGAUGUAAACAAAUUUAUAUUCACCUUUAGAACUCCUCAAGACAAGCUUAGAGUUCUAAAUCAACGCCCUUGGAACUUUAAGGGUCACCUCAUGAUCUUAAAACAAUGGUCACCCGGAGCAACCAUAGAAGAAGUAAGCUUAAAUGAAGCCAUCUUUAACGUCCAGUUGGAUGGACUCCCUCUAGAUCACUUCAAUCUGGAAAAUGCAGUAGACAUUGGGAAAGUGAUAGGAAAACUUAUAAAAGUAGAAGUUGACCCGAUCUAUGGAUUGGCUUUCCGCAAGUUUAUCCGAAUUAAAGUGGCCAUCGAUGUAACGAUUCCUCUGAAGAAAGGCUUCCCACUCAAACGUUUUGGAAACAAAGAAGUUUGGAUUGCCUUUAAGUAUGAAAAGCUAGUUGAUUUCUGCUAUGCAUGUGGUCGACUUGGUCACUCCCAAAUAUUCUGUGGUUUUCCCACUUCAACAUUACAAAAGAUAAGGUUCGGGCCAGCCUUAAGAGCAGAAUACUACUCUCCACAAAACCUCCCCUCAAUGCAAAAUACAGAGGAUGAAGCGGGUAACAUGGAGUCCGAAGAUAUCCUGCCAUCCCAAAACAAUGCGCCAAGUGCCGAACUCGCAAUAGGAAUCUAA
Carya illinoinensis is the source of this 834-nucleotide messenger RNA. RefSeq lists its product as uncharacterized. The record is from RefSeq and is a predicted model, not a curated record. The transcript has a single exon. NCBI's taxonomy places the organism in Eukaryota, Viridiplantae, Streptophyta, Magnoliopsida, Fagales, Juglandaceae. Bases 1 to 834 code for a protein of 277 amino acids.